This is a messenger RNA of Otolemur garnettii (small-eared galago), 688 nucleotides long. It is a transcript of the gene LAGE3, whose product is annotated as L antigen family member 3. Gene Ontology annotation, cellular component: EKC/KEOPS complex. The coding region runs from base 27 to 473 and encodes 148 amino acids. The transcript has 3 exons. The record is from RefSeq and is a predicted model, not a curated record. Lineage: Eukaryota; Metazoa; Chordata; Mammalia; Primates; Galagidae.
GCGCGGCUGGCUUGGUGUAGGGAGACAUGCUGGCUGCAGACCCCAGCGCAGAUGGAGACAUGGAGGGUGUAGCGGCCGGCGCUGACGUCCGGGAUGGCCAGGCUGGUACGGGCACCGCUGCACCUGUGGCCGGUGAAGCUCCCCAUGUCGUGAGGGUACCGUACGACCCAGGUCCUAGCGGAGACGCCGUAGCCCCGUCCAGAAGGCCAGGAAUUCAGCCGCACUUAUUCGCCCUCAGCGUACCUUUCCCGACCCCCUUGGAGGCGGAAAUCGCCCAUGGGUCACUGGCUCCUGAUGUGGAACCCCACCAAAGAGCAGUUGGGAAGGAUCUUACAGUGAGUGGCAGCAUCCUGGCCGUCCGCUGGAGAGCUGAAGACUCUCGUCUGCUCCGAAUUUCCAUCAUGAACUUUCUUGACCAGCUUUCCCUGGUAGUGCAGACCAUGCAGCGCUUUGGGCCCCCUGUUUCACGCUAAGCCUAGGCUGGGAAAAGGAGCUGAGGUCUGAUCUCGUGUCUCCUACGAAGUGCAUCCUUCCUUCCCAUAGUGACUCCCACGGUACUUGCUACUUUAGGGUGGGGGCCUAAUGGUUUGCCUGUAUUGUAUUGUAUUGGCUCUUGGGUGCUCAGGGUCCACUUGUUUUGUUAGUUGCUUAAAUGUUUGUUACUGCAGAAAAUAAAAUUGAUCUACUA